Messenger RNA from Coregonus sp. 'balchen', 11285 nucleotides. The record is from the annotation of a GenBank genome assembly. Lineage: Eukaryota; Metazoa; Chordata; Actinopteri; Salmoniformes; Salmonidae.
ACCAAAACCACUCAAUGGGAGGAUCCUCGUCUACAAAGCCCAGCCAUCACAGGGCCUGUGAGUAUCUGUGGGUAAAGAUGAGGCAAAGAUACUGUCACCAUCAUACAGUAUUGUACAUGACAAAUAUACUAUAUUUCAUGACCAAGAUAAGCCACUCUCUCUAUAUAGAAUAGACAGUUAUUGACUGAUAUUUGUUUAUUUCAUUGCAGGCUGUGCCGUACUCCAGAGAAUUCAAACAGAAAUACGACUACUUCAGAAAGAAGUUGAAGAAACCGGUAAGAAAUAUUACCUUGCUGUACUCUGUAUGUAAUUGACCAGUUUAGUCAAUUACAUGUGGGUACGUUUUCAGAGUAUGGUAUGCAAUCCAGGUGAAAUUGUGAAUUAUUUCACUGUUAAGUGAAAGUGUAAAAACACUUCACCUUACCUCACACAUUCUAAUUAUCAUUAUUAAUGUAAAGAGAAACUUCCUCUCAUUCCUCUCUCUGCGUGUAUUUCCUGGUUAGAACCUAUACACUGAAGAAGGAUUUUAGUUUUGUGUAUGAUCCAUUAGAAAAAUAAUAAAUAAAACAAAUUAAAAAGUAAACUUUUAGAAACUACUUUUUAAAGUGGACCUGUAUUUUUUUGUAUUCCCUUUAGAAACACUGGAUGUGCAUUUUAAAUAUUUUCGUAUGUAUAUAUUGUGUGUGUGUCUCUCUUUCUCUCUCACUCGCUCUCUGUGUCUUUAUGUGUAUGCUUUCUAUCCAUGUGCUCAUGCGUCUCCGUGUGUGAAUCCCCAGGUGGACAUCCCCAAUAGGUUUGAGAUGAAGCUGCACAGGACCAACAUCUUUGAGGAGUCGUACCGACGCAUCAUGUCUCUGAAGAGACCAGACAUCCUGAAGGCCCGCCUCUGGAUCGAAUUUGAAUCAGAGAAGGGCCUGGACUACGGGGGCGUGGCCAGGGAAUGGUUCUUCCUGCUCUCCAAAGAGAUGUUUAACCCUUACUAUGGACUGUUUGAAUACUCAGCCACGUGAGUCUGGGGCUGGGCUUUGUUGAAAAUCAAGGGAUAAAUAUAUUUCAUUAUUUGAAAUGACUGAACAAAUUAAGCAGUGUGGCUUUAAAGAUAUAGUGCGAGAUUUUGUCAAUUAAGUCCCUUUUCUACUUACCCAGAGUUAGAUGAAGUGACUGCUAAGCAAUUGCGCUAACGCUACUUAGCAUCUUCAUUCAAACUGCACACAGAGACAUAAAAAUAGUGUCCAUGAGUUCAUCUGACUCUGGGUAGAAAAGGGGUUUAGGGACAGAUUAAAAUGUACAGAAUGGCUACCUGGAGGAGAAUGGGGGGGUCAUGCUUUUUCAAUUUCAGUCAAGGUGAGAGUUUAAUAGUCCAGGGGAGGGUCAUGUAAUUUGUAAUUGAUGAAAUUUCUCUGUGUUUUAGAAUUAGUUGCUUAUUAAGCUAUAUAUCGAUGUGUGCCCGAUGCCACCCCUCAUCUCUGAUUCUCCACAGGGCGUGCAAUAUCAAUUGCGCUUAUAGGCUACUUAGUGUGGUCUGAAUCAAAUUAUCCAUAGGCUACGAAGUGCAUGCUCAUAGAAGCACAGAGCAAAGUAAUAUUGCUAAGAAAGCUGCUGGGAUGGUGUAAAUGAAACUAGGCUGCAUUAGACACUGCAAUGGAUAUUCCAACCCUGAGCUCCGGCUUGCUCUGCUCUUGCUGAUCAAAAAACGUUUUGUGUGCUGCUUAACCAAUGGAUGUGCUGUGUAGGGCUACGGUGGCAGUUCAGGAGGAGAGUCAAAUGUUUCUUCUGAAAGUAAUCUUUGAUUAGGCCUAGUCCUUGCGCCUAUAGACUAUGUUCUGUUCAGUUUGAGAAGGAGAGUGCAGAUGGGAAGGAGGUCCGGAGGUAAACUCUGAUAGCUUACUACUACAAUAGUAUAUUUAAGCAAUAAGGCCCAAGGAGGUGUGGUAUAUGGCAGUUCUUAGGCACGACGCAACGCAGAGCCGUGGUAUAUUGGCCAUAUACCACAAACCCCUGAGGUGCCUUAUUGCUAUUAUAAACUGGUUACCAACGUAAUUAGAGCAGUAAAAUGAAAUGUUUUGUCAUACCCGUGGUAUACGGUCUGAUAUACCAAUCAGCAUUCAGGGCUUGAACCACCCAGUUUAUAAAGUCAUAUAUAAUUGGUUUUAUUAAAAACAAUGUGUUUCUUGCCCAUGAUGUAUUUAUCAGAGUUAUUGACCUCACAAUAAUCUAGAUUCGUGUAACUUACAUUGUGGUGCUGAAACUUGAAGCAGCAGCCACGGCACAAUCAUUUGGAAAUGGACAGCUCAUGGUGCUGAAAGUAGGCAAAUUCGAGUAGGCAUAAUUCAUUAAAAUAGUCUUCCUUUUUUAUUAGACUUUACUAACAACAAGAGGGCUUUGUGUUGGAGCCUGUUUCUUCCUAGUUAAGAAAUAAGAGGUAGGCCUACCUGUUUGACAGAUGAAAUUAGGCUAUAGGCUGCUAUAUCCAUAGAUUUGUAAUGGAGACGCAGGGAGUCAGGAAGCAGGUGCAGUUGGUGAGUUUAAUAAUAACAAUCAUGGAGAGAUACAAGACAAGAAAACCAAUACUGCCUGAUGAAUGAGUGCUAGAUAAAGGGGAAGUAAUCAAGGUAGUGAUGAAGUCCAGGUGUGCAUAAUGAUGGUGCGCAGGUGUCCAUAAUGAUUGUUGCCAGGUGUGCGUAAUGAUGGGUUGCCAGGUCCGGUGGUUAGUAUACCGGUGACGUUGAGCGCCAGAGCGGGAGUAUGCAUGACAAGAUUUGUCAGCCAAUUCCUCCACCCACCAUGCACUCUUUAAAAAUCCUACCUCCGUGUCAUUGAAGGGCUCUUAAGUUAAAACCAAAACUCGAAUUGAGGGGGUGUGAGAGGGUAUGCCCUAGGCCUACCUUUUAUUAAAGAAAAUGGCAAAAAGAACAGGCCUACCCUUUGUUAGUUUAAGAUUUUGAAGAAAAUUAAAACGGAUCCGAUUAUAUAAUGUGAUCGAUAACAACGCUUUGGUCCACAAUGCUUUAUGCUAGAAACAAGCUCUAAAUUACCCGGGAAAGACUUGACUCUGAAGCAUACGCAACGAUCAUAGUUUAGUUUCUUUGACAUUCAGAGGCUGACUUUGCUUGGGAAGUAAUCUAAUUCUGUCACUAUCAAUUGAUUAAGCUAUUCAUUUUCUGUACAAUAGAAGACGUUUAAACCCAGACAGCUUUUAGGGAAACACUUGUGACCUUCUCUCGUUGAAGAGUAGCCAGCAGUUAAAGCUUAAAUGUUUCUACUUCGGUAGACCUACUCUGUCUGGGGUGGAAAGGUAGGCCUAACUUUUGAAAGUAGGCUACCAUGCUCAGAUUCCUAAUGACAGGGACAGUUUCGUUGCAAACAAGACACACUGAUUUGGCAUUGGAGAAAUAUGAUAAAAUGAACACAUAGGCCUAUCUCUCUGUCCAUUCUUAGCCUGUAAUUUCGGUAAUUUGUGUGGUAUUAAAAAGAUUCCGCUAAUAUGUAAAAUUACGCAGAAUUGCAUGACAUUUUUAUAAAAGUCCAUUUUUUUCUCGGACCUGCAAAUACGAUGAUUGAUUCAUGCAAUGCUUUUACUAUAUACUGUAGGAGAUCUUUCCACCCCUACUCUUGUCCACGACCUUCUGUCCCGCAGCCCUGUGCACUAUAAAAAUUCCUGCGUUGCCAUUGUAAUGCUUAAAGGACGAAGAACAGUUUCUAAAACGGCAUAUCUAUGGCUCUGAUCUGUCCAAGAAGUGAGGGUAAACGGUUGACAUGUUCUCUGCUGUCUACUUUGUUUUAAUUAUUAUUUUGGGAAUAGGGGAGGGUCACUUUUUUUUCCAAGCGUUCAGGGAAAGGUUUAGUUAAAAUAUAUUUUGCUGAACGGAGGGCCAUCCAUUUUCAUUUCAGAGAGGUCCGAUUUUAUCCAUGUAACCCUUAUUAUAAGUAAUGUUCACUCCCGUAAUUGACAAAAUCUCAGACUAUCCUUUUAAGAAACGCUCACACAGAUGAAUUGCCUGAUCUGAAUGAAGAACAUCCUCUGUUGGGUUCCACUAAGUAUGUAAUCAAAAUAUAACAUAAGGUAUGCCUAAAUACAUCAUGUGCAGAGGCAGGAGGCCGAAUGAUAAGGCCAGGCACUGUUAAUUUUUCUUUGUCUAGAAACGCAGUGAGUGAUACUAGCAGCAAUGUAAGACACACAUACAGUUCCUCUCAUUAUAUUGGCUUCCUGAAAAGCCAUGCUAGUUUCCACUGAAUAUGUACUAUUUUCACCCUCAUUCAUCACAACCACAGACAUGAGCUGUGUUCGAAUACCCAUCCUAACAUUUGUUUUAUUUAAUUUUUUUAUUUAACCAGGUAAGCCAGUUGAGAACAAGUUCUCAUUUACAACUGCGACCUGGCCAAGAUAAUGCAAAGCUGUGCGAUAAAAACAACAACACAGAGUUACAUAUGGGGUAAAACAAAACAUAAAGUCCAAAAUACAACAGAAAAUAUAUAUACAGUGUGUGUAAAUGUAGCAAGUUAUGGAGGUAAGGCAAUAAAUAGGCUAUAGUGCAAAAUAAUUACAAUUAGUAUUAACACUGGAAUGAUAGAUGUGCAAGAGAUGAUGUGCAAAUAGAGAUACUGGGGUGCAAAUGAGCAAAAUAAAUAACAAUAUAGGGAUGAGGUAGUUGGGUGGGCUAAUUUCAGAUGGGCUGUGUACAGGUGCAGUGAUCAGUAAGGUGCUCUGACAACUGAUGCUUAAAGUUAGUGAGGGAGAUAAGAGUCCCCAGCUUCAGAGAUUUUUGCAAUUUGUUCCAGUCAUUGGCAGCAGAGAACUGGAAGGAAUAGCGGCCAAAGGAGGUGUUGGCUUUGGGGAUGACCAGUGAGAUAUACCUGCUGGAGCGCAUACUACGGGUGGGUGUUGCUAUGGUGACCAAUGAGCUAAGAUAAGGCAGGGAUUUGCCUAGCAGUGAUUUAUAGAUGGCCUGGAGCCAGUGGGUUUGGCGACGAAUAUGUAGUGAGGACCAGCCAACAAGAGCGAACAGGUCACAGUGGUGGGUAGUAUAUGGGGCUUUGGAGACAAAACGGAUGGCACUGUGAUAGACUACAUCCAAUUUGCUGAGUAGAGUGUUGGAGGCUAUUUUGUAAAUGACAUCGCCAAAGUCAAGGAUCGGUAGGAUAGUCAGUUUUACGAGGGCAUGUUUGGCAACAUGAGUGAAGGAGGCUUUGUUUCGAAAUAGGAUACCGAUUCUAGAUUUAACUUUGGAUUGGAGAUUCUUAAUGUGAGUCUGGAAGGAUACAUACUGUAUACUACAUACUUAAUGAGUAUAUACUACAUACUAUUAGUACAUUUUAGUAUACUGUAAACGAACGGUAUCCUUUCAGUUGAUGGUACUAGCGCUUCGCCUGUCUACCGGAAGUUGAUGCUGUUGCUAUGCAACCUCUUGCUAGCUUAUUAGCAUAACAAAUUACUAGCUAGACUUCGGUUGUGUUUGUAAAUUCAGUCUGGAGUGCCAGAGUGCGCUCUGGGCGUUCGUAAAUUCAGGGCGUUGUCAGAUUGUCCGUUCGUAAAUUUAGAGCGCACACUGGACGCUCUGGCCGAGGAGUAGGGUUGAUCCGAGCGUUCUGACCUCACAACGGCAGUCAAGCAUCCAAGCUAACUUGCUAGCUACUUCCAGACACAAAUGAGAGAACACCUCACUCUGACCAUUUUACUCGCCCUAGCAGAGCUGGUUAGGCAGUUUUCAUGUUAUCCAGAGCGUUGGUGACUGUACAGUGGGGGAAAAAAAGUAUUUAGUCAGCCACCAAUUGUGCAAGUUCUCCCACUUAAAAAGAUGAGAGAGGCCUGUAAUUUCCAUCAUAGGUACACGUCAACUAUGACAGACACAUUUAGAUUUUUUUUCUCCAGAAAAUCACAUUGUAGGAUUUUUAAUGAAUUUAUUUGCAAAUUAUGGUGGAAAAUAAGUAUUUGGUCAUCUACAAACAAGCAAGAUUUCUGGCUCUCACAGACCUGUAACUUCUUCUUUAAGAGGCUCCUCUGUCCUCCACUCGUUACCUGUAUUAAUGGCACCUGUUUGAAAUUGUUAUCAGUAUAAAAGACACCUGUCCACAACCUCAAACAGUCACACUCCAAACUCCACUAUGGCCAAGACCAAAGAGCUGUCAAAGGACACCAGAAACAAAAUUGUAGACCUGCACCAGGCUGGGAAGACUGAAUCUGCAAUAGGUUAGCAGCUUGGUUUGAAGAAAUCAACUGUGGGAGCAAUUAUUAGGAAAUGGAAGACAUACAAGACCACUGAUAAUCUCCCUCGAUCUGGGGCUCCACGCAAAAUCUCACCCGUGGGGUCAAAAUGAUCACAAGAACGGUGAGCAAAAAUCCCAGAACCAAACGGGGGGACCUAGCGAAUGACCUGCAGAGAGCUGGGACCAAAGUAACAAAGCCUACCAUCAGUAACACACUACACCGCCAGGGACUCAAAUCCUGCAGUGCCAGACGUGUCCCCCUGCUUAAGCCAGUACAUGUCCAGGCCCGUCUGAAGUUUGCUAGAGUGCAUUUGGAUGAUCCAGAAGAGGAUUGGGAGAAUGUCAUAUGGUCAGAUGAAACCAAAAUAGAACUUUUUGGUAAAAACUCAACUCGUCGUGUUUGGAGGACAAAGAAUGCUGAGUUGCUUCCAAAGAACACCAUACCUACUGUGAAGCAUGGGGGUGGAAACAUCAUGCUUUGGGGCUGUUUUUCUGCAAAGGGACCAGGACGACUGAUCCGUGUAAAGGAAAGAAUGAAUGGGGCCAUGUAUCGUGAGAUUUUGAGUGAAAACCUCCUUCCAUCAGCAAGGGCAUUGAAGAUGAAACGUGGCUGGGUCUUUCAGCAUGACAAUGAUCCCAAACACAAAGGAGUGGCUUCGUAAGAAGCAUUUCAAGAUCCUGGAGUGGCCUAGCCAGUCUCCAGAUCUCAACCCCAUAGAAAAUCUUUGGAGGGAGUUGAAAGUCUGUGUUGUCCAGCGACAGCCCCAAAACAUAAUUGCUCUAGAGGACAUCUGCAUGGAGGAAUGGGCCAAAAUAACAGCAACAGUGUGUGAAAACCUUGUGAAGACUUACAGAAAACGUUUGACCUGUGUCAUUGCCAACAAAGGGUAUAUAACAAAGUAUUGAGAAACUUUUGUUAUUGACCAAAUACUUAUUUUCCACCAUAAUUUGCAAAUACAUUCAUUAAAAAUCCUACAAUGUGAUUUUCUGGAUUUUUUUUCUUCUCAUUUUGUCUGUUAUAGUUUACGUGUACCUAUGAUGAAAAUUACAUGCCUCUCUCAUCUUUUUAAGUGGGAGAACUUGCACAAUUGGUGGCUGACUAAAUACUUUUUUUCCCCACUGUAACUGUGCUGCUGGCAACAAUUUACUGACACCGGCCACGUUCAACUGGUGUUGAGCGUUCGUAAAUUAAUAGGUUAUUCUGCACUCUGCCUCUGACACAGUCAGACGAGAGUGCUCUGAAAUCGGAAUGCACCCGAACGACUAAACCACUUAGCUAAGCUAUGAAUGACGUGAAUAAUCAAGUCAAUAAACGUUGGGUAGCUAGAUAGAUAGCAUAAAGUAUAUAUACUGGCAAGUUCGAUGUACUAGUAGCCAACUAACGUUGCAGUAGGUAGGUAACAUACCCGGUACAUACUGCUGUAAUGAUAUGCUAUGCACUUCGUAAGGAUAGCGUAGCUAACAAACUUAAUUUUCUUAACAUUUGUCAUAAUUAGUUAAAGCAACGAAUUUGUAUCUGCUCUCUUCGGACUUCGGCUGCAUAUUUUUUCCAUCUGAAAACGUUGUGAACCCACGCCCAUUUUCCGAAGAAUUGCAUUAUGUGCCCUAACAUCACGGAAAAUAGUGUCCAUUGCUUGUAUACUUCGUAUUUUGGCUAAUGUAUUACGACAUCCGGGAACUUUUGGCAUGCUAACUAUAUCCAUACUAUGACUAAUAAGCAUACUACAUACUCAAUUUACGUCACAAAUAGUAUGGUUAGUGCAGUUAGUAUGAGUAUUCGAACACAGCUAUAGUCUUUUUGACCAAAAAUGGCAGUUUGCACAUUACUGUUUUCUCUCCAUUUACUUAUAAAUAUAGUGUUUUUAAGAUUUGUAUCUCACAAUUAAAUCUUGAUCCUGGCCUUAGGAAGUAACUUCAGAUCAUUGACCUCUGACCUAUUAUACAGUUUUGGGCACCAAAAAGUGAUGUUGUGCCAUGGUAUUGAGAGAACAAUUACUGCAAUGCAUGUGCAACACUGAACUGUAGUGUCUUCUAGCGAUACUUUGAUAAUUUUUUUUGUCACAGUACAGGGUUUUGAAAAACAUACUUUUCACUGCCAGCAACUGUACCCUCUGUUCUGUCUUUUGUCCCUACAGAGAUAACUACACACUACAGAUCAACCCUAACUCUGGGCUGUGUAACGAGGACCACCUUUCAUACUUCAAGUUCAUUGGUCGAGUGGCAGGGAUGGCUGUGUUCCAUGGGAAGCUAUUAGACGGUAAGCUGCUCGGCUCACCUUGAUGACAACACCUUGAUAACAACAAUCAUAAGACAUUAGUUGAUAUUAUACCAUGGCGUUGUUGAAUACUUGUUUCUGAUUGGCUUGAAAAAUGUAGCAACAUUUUGUCCCCAGAUCUUACAUUGUCUUCUCUCUCUCCAGGCUUCUUCAUCAGGCCAUUCUACAAGAUGAUGCUGGGGAAACAGAUCACACUGAAAGACAUGGAGUCAGUGGUGAGUGAGGCCUCAUAUCCAUCUCACUAUCUACAAUGUCUUCAGAAAGUAUUCACACCUCUUGACUUUUUACAAAUUUUAUUUUGUUACAAAUUGGGAUUAAAAUUGAUUUAAUUGUCUUUCUUUUUCAAAGAACCACACAAAAUACUCUAAUGUCAAAAGUGGAAGAAAAAUUCUAACACACACACACAAAAAUAUAUAUAUAUAGUAUUCAACCCCCUGAGUCAAUACAUGUUAGAAUCACCUUUGGCAGCGAUUACAGCUGAGUGUUUUUGGGUAAGUCUCUAAGAGCUUUGCACACCUGUAUUGUACAAUAGUAUUAUUCUUGAAACUCUUCAAAUCAAAUCAAAUCAAAUCAAAUUUUAUUGGUCACAUGCGCCGAAUACAACAGGUGCAGACAUUACAGUGAAAUGCUUACUUACAGCCCUUAACCAACAGUGCAUUUAUUUUAAGCAAAAAAAGUAAAAAUAAAACAACAACAACAACAACAAAAAAGUGUUGAGAAAAAAAGAGCAGAAGUAAAAUAAAGUGACAGUAGGGAGGCUAUAUUUACAGGGGGGUACCGUUGCAGAGUCAAUGUGCGGGGGCACCGGCUAGUUGAGGUAGUUGAGGUAAUAUGUACAUGUGGGUAGAGUUAAAGUGACUAUGCAUAAAUACUUAACAGAGUAGCAGCAGCGUAAAAAGGAUGGGGUGGGGGGGCAGUGCAAAUAGUCCGGGUAGCCAUGAUUAGCUGUUCAGGAGUCUUAUGGCUUGGGGGUAGAAGCUGUUGAGAAGUCUUUUGGACCUAGACUUGGCACUCCGGUACCGCUUGCCGUGCGGUAGCAGAGAGAACAGUCUAUGACUAGGGUGGCUGGAGUCUUUGACAAUUUUGAGGGCCUUCCUCUGACACCGCCUGGUAUAGAGGUCCUGGAUGGCAGGAAGCUUGGCCCCAGUGAUGUACUGGGUUGUACGCACUACCCUCUGUAGUGCCUUGCGGUCGGAGGCCAAGCAGUUGCCAUACCAGGCGGUGAUGCAACCAGUCAGGAUGCUCUCGAUGGUGCAGCUGUAGAAUUUUUUGAGGAUCUGAGGACCCAUGCCAAAUCUUUUUAGUCUCCUGAGGGGGAAUAGGCUUUGUCGUGCCCUCUUCACGACUGUCUUGGUGUGUUUGGACCAAGCUCUGUCAAGUUGAUUGUUGAGCAUUGCCAUACAUUUUCAAGUCGAUUUAAGUCAAAACUCUAACUAGGCCACUCAGGAACAUUCAAUGUCAUCUUGGUAAGCAACUCCAGUGUAUAUUUGGCCUUGAGUUGUAGGUUAUUGUCCUGCUGAAAGGUGAAUUUAUCUCCCAGUGUCUGUUGGAAAGCAGACUAAACCAGGUUUUCCUCUAGGAUUUUGCCUGUGCUUAGCUAUAUUCUGUUUAUUUUUAUCCUAAAAAACUCCCUUGCCAAUGAUGAGCAUAUCCAUAACAUAAUGCAGCCACCACCAUGCUUGAAAAUAUGAACAGUGGUACACAGUGAUGUGUUGGAUUUGCCCCAAACAUAAUGCUUUGUAUUCAGGACAAAAAGUGAAUUUCUUUGACAUAUUUUUUGCAGUAUUACUUUAGUGCCUUAUUGUAAACAGAAUGCUUGUUUUUGAAUAUUUUUUAUUCUGUAGAGACUUCCUUCUUUUCACUCUGUCAACUACAAUGUUGUUGAUCCAUUUUCUCCUAUCACAGCCAUUAAACUCUGUAACUGUGCAGGAUCAGGUCGACCCAGGAUUGUCCAAUGAGGUUGUGACGUUGUACACUACUGGCUUAAAAGUAUACAAAAUACCGCUGUCGCAUCUCUUUAAGCAGUUGUCCAGUUCGUACAGACUGCUCCCGAAGCAUACAGAUUCAGGGGUGUCAGACUUAAGACUUGAAACUCAAAGGGUGGUCCUCUGUAGCUCAGCUGGUAGAGCACAGCGCUUGUAACGCCAAGGUAGUGGGUUCGAUCCCCGGGACCACCCAUACACAAAAAAAUUAUGCACGCAUGACUGUAAGUCGCUUUGGAUAAAAGCGUCUGCUAAAUGGCAUAUUAUUAUUAUUAUAAAGGCAAUUAGACGUGUUCUAUAUGUAAUUUCGUUCCCUAACACUCUAACCCUGUAGGACAGUGAAUACUACAACUCUCUGAAGUGGAUCUUGGAGAAUGAUCCUACUGAGCUCGACCUGCGAUUCUGUAUCGAUGAGGAUAACUUUGGACAAACGUACCAGGUGUAUCUGAAACCCAGUGGUAGUGAUAUGGUGGUCACCAAUGACAACAAAAUGGAAUACAUAGAGUAAGUUAACACAUCUUUCAUAUUGAAUCACACACAGUGUUAAAUGUAAUGCCCUAUAAUUUAGUUACAUCCCUUGGGGUAUUAUAAUAAUCUUAUUCAAGACUCAAUAUUCCAGUGUAUUUGUAAUUUCUUGGUAUUAAAAAUACAUGCAUUAGAAGUCUUUGUAGAUAAUGGCUAUGUCAUGAUAUGAUAUUACUCCAUUGUUAUAGUAUAUCAACUAUUAUAUAGGUUUGCACUAAUUAUAUGUUCUGCCUCCUAACAGCCUUGUCAUCCAGUGGCGGUUUGUGAACCGGGUUCAGAAACAGAUGAACGCCUUCUUG